AUGCCACGGCGGCGGUACCUUGCUUGCCUGCCCAUCUUGAUCAUUGUGGUCCAAAGCAACUUCUCCGGGGAAACUUGGUCAGUGGCGGUAUGGAAUCAGCACAGGAAGUCCAGCUACUACCAGAAGGACUGUGUUUGGAUGCCCCAGCUGCUUCAGCAGGGCUACAGCAAGAAGGACAUUGUUGCUGCGAUCGAUCGACUUCAGGUGUACUACUCACCACUAGAGCUUCAAAGAUGGGUGGCUGACCAUGACCUUGUGGCUGUGCAGGAGGCCGAUCCUUCGUUUUUGGAUGCCCUGGCAGAUGCCGACAUCAUCCGCGGUGCAGAUGACCGGGAUGGACGUGGCAUACAGGUGGAGUCGUGCACAGCUCUGAUCUUGCCCAAAGCCCGUUGCGUGCGCAGCGAGAAUGCCGUCUUGCAGUUCGCCAUGCGAAUGCGGACCGUUUCCCGAGAUCACUCCAUCGCGUUGGUGGAGGAUGGGAAGGGGCAGCGACUGGUGGUGUGCUCACUGCACCUCCAUCCACCAGAGAUGAUCCGGAACAAUCGUGGCCCAAGAUACAAACAAUAUCUGGAGCCGUUGCAGCAGGCAGUGGAAUCUCUGGCCGGAGUAGAAGAUGGUCUGCUGCAGACUCCUUGUUUACUUCUGGGGGAUUUUAACGUCAGUCCUGAGAACUUCCAGCAGUUGACUUCUACCGUGGAUUUCUGGAGACAGUUCCACGUGGUACGGCCCGCUGAGUCCACCGCCCACCGAUCCAACCCCUGCAGCUGCGGGGACUUUGCCUUGGCAGCUGGAGGCACCUGGCGAGGCCGCGCGCUGGGUUCUGAUGACUUCCGUGCUUUCGAGAAGCACGCCGAGCGCGUUUUCAAGGUUUUGGGUGACGACCUCAUGCUGGAUCGCUACAAAAAGGCAGAGCAAUGUUGUCAAGAAGCGCGAAAUUGGCUGCUUCAUCCACCUUUAGAUGCUGAAUCUCAGCAAGAGUUACCGCUGGAGCAACUCUCAAAUGCCCGUGUGGCGUUGCAGAGUGCUAUACGGAAAUUGGGUCGACGGCCCACGCUCCGACGCACCCUGUUGAACUCAGAUCAUCGUCCACUCUGCUUUGAUAGCAUUGUGAGCGCUAAAAAGUCUCGAGGCCACCAGGGUGCCACCGUGUUUUUUGAUGUUUUGAUGCUUUUUUAG
Cladocopium goreaui is the source of this 1176-nucleotide messenger RNA. Lineage: Eukaryota; Dinophyceae; Suessiales; Symbiodiniaceae. The record is from the annotation of a GenBank genome assembly.